Messenger RNA from Sinocyclocheilus grahami, 339 nucleotides. RefSeq names its product AP-1 complex subunit beta-1-like. The coding region runs from base 67 to 324 and encodes 85 amino acids. Lineage: Eukaryota; Metazoa; Chordata; Actinopteri; Cypriniformes; Cyprinidae. The record is from RefSeq and is a predicted model, not a curated record. The transcript is spliced from 3 exons.
GACCUUCUGGGAGACCUGCUUAAUCUGGACCUUGGUCCCCCCGUCAACGUGCCCCAGGGGUCUUCCAUGCAGAUAGGCGCUGUGGAUCUCCUCGGAGGUGGUCUUGACAGUUUGCUCGGGGGAGACCUGGGAGGAGGUGUUGGGGGCAGUCCUGCAGUGGGCCAAAACUUCAUCCCGUCAUCGGUACCCAACACCUUUGCGCCGUCUCCUACACCUGCUGCUCUCAGCAGCGGCCUCAAUGACCUGUUUGAGUUGUCCUCAGGAAUGUCCAUUGCUACAGGAGGAUAUGUGGCAUCUAAAACUGUGAGUAUUACUGGGCGUUAAACUGUAAACCGUAAC